Molecule: messenger RNA, 2595 nt
Organism: Zymoseptoria tritici IPO323
Lineage: Eukaryota; Fungi; Ascomycota; Dothideomycetes; Mycosphaerellales; Mycosphaerellaceae
Exons: 2
Coding region: 1-2595 (864 amino acids)
Biological process (GO): actin cytoskeleton organization
Molecular function (GO): actin binding; small GTPase binding
Source: RefSeq, a predicted model, not a curated record
AUGGACACCAAGUCGCCAGCCAGCCACCGGCGCAAUGCCUCGUCCAGAUCAGGCAUCUUACGCUCAUUGGUCUCCUCCAAGUCAAGGCAGAUCUCCCCAGAAUCCAGCCUGACUUCAGCGCACAGUCACACCAGGACCGUUCCACUUCGACCCGCGGACGACUCACAAGGAGCAAGCACAAGAGGCGUGCUGGGAGAGCGGCAAAACAAUGUUCAGUCACCGCCAUCUUCUCCGUCCAAAUCCUCGCGGAAAGGCGACAAGUCACCCUCGAAGAUCAAGACUGUGAAAGAUGGUCUCAAGACGUCCAAAUCAUCCUCGAACCUGGCAGCUGUGUUUGCCCGACUAAAUCGCUCAAGCAAGGAUCUCUCCACCACAGCCACUAUGGGUAAGGACAAAGAGAACAAAAGUCCUCCGAAUUCGAGCGACGGGCAGGUUCCGACCCCGAUAUGGGCACAAUUCGCUAGUCCUAACUCGCGCCCAGAGAGCUCUGACAGCAAGUCCUCUCGCAGCGUCCGGGAUGAAAUCGCGAGAUACACACCACAGGAGUACUCUCCGAGCAAACAGCGCAACUUCAACGGCACAAUCGAGCAACCAACUCUUCGACCAACAUUGGGCAAAGCUCGACCACGGAGUGGCUAUUUCAGCUCCGAGGCUAUCGUUGGGGCGUUUGGGAGGAGAGCCAGUGGUGAGAGACCCAGCACGGACGUGAGGAGAUCGGAGGAUUCGGGACGGAGGACCGUUCAAGAGCAAGGUGAUGGCAGGGCUUCGGUGGAGAAGUCGAGAUUCCUUAGGCGAAACGUCGAGGACCGCAAAACAAGUGGAAGUAGUGCGGAGGACCCGGCCAAAGCGAAGCUGAGCAUCGCAAAAAGAGGUGGUCGAGUGAUGGCCGCUGUUGCCGCUUUCCAAGGGAAGACAAACGAGGACAAGUCUCAGAGUGAGAAGAAAGAGGCACCUCUCAACCCCAAGACUGUAGAAGAGGCAUUCGAGAAUGUACUGGUCUCGCGGAACAUCCCAGAACCGAUGCGGCAGAAAAUGCGAACAUUGACGCUCCGCGUCAAAGCAGACUUCGUUCGACAGGAUCAGGAAGCGGCAAAGACGGCGAGGAGUACUCCGGUCGGCACUCUCAAUGGCGAUACGACCAAGCUGAAAAGCAAUACGGCUGUCGUUGAGGAGGCUGUGGACAUCAAGGAGCACGAAGAAGACGACAGCAAGUCGACGAAGCGAUCUCGACCUCGAAGCAGAACUUUCACAUUCUCAAGAGGCGAUCGUAAGGACAAGAGUGAAGGCUCGCCGACCAAGAAGCCAAGAUCGCAAAGUAAAGGUCGCCCGACUUCGAUUCAUAUUCCGAAGGAAGGCUCCCACAAUCCUCAAUCAACGCCUACCACUCCGAUCAGCGGAUCGUUUGGUCGCAAAGCUGCUCCACCUACGAAUCCCGCAGACUACAUCACGUACCUUCGGAAGCAUCAAGACCCGACGAAAGUUGAAGUUGGCCGUCUCCACAAGCUGCGUAUCCUGCUGCGUAACGAAACUGUGGCGUGGGUUGAUAGCUUCAUCUCUCAACGCGGUAUGUCGGAGAUCAUCGGACUGCUGAACAGAACCAUGGCGAUUGAGUGGCGAGAGGAGCAUGAGGAUCAGCUCUUACAUGAAACCUUGCUGUGCUUGAAGGGACUGUGCACGACUGAGCGUGCAAUGGCAGAGCUUGAUCAGGUCGCCGAUGAAUUGUUCCCAGCUCUGUUGGCAAUGCUGUUUGAUGAUGAGAAGAAAGGACCCGCCGAGUACUCUACCCGCACCAUCAUCAUCAACAUUCUCUUCACAUUCCUCUCAACUGCGACAGACUACUCUGUCACCGCCCUCGAACACCGCUCUCGCCGCAUCCUCGCCUACCUGAGCGCUCGUCCAGCUCCGGAAUCCGACCUGCCAGUCGCCUUCGUCCUCACAAUGCACACUCCUCGACCGUACAAGAACUGGUCGCGAGAAGUCAGCAACGUCACCAAAGAAGUCUUCUGGAUCUUCCUUCACCACCUCAACGUCGUACCACUUCCCAGGCCAACCACCUCAGACCCUUUCGAAUCUCCCUCUGACCGUACUGACAUCCUCGCGGCGACCUACACCCAACGUCACUUCCCCGGCGCCCGCCCUCCCGUGCCUGCAGCACCCUACAUCGGCGGCGUAGAAUGGGACGCAACGACCUACAUGACAGCCCAUCUCGACCUCCUUAACGGCCUCCUCGCCUCUCUGCCCACUUCCACCGCUCGCAACGAUCUCCGUCGUGAGCUACAAGCCAGCGGUUUCGAGAAAGUCUGCGGCGCGGUUCUACGGACGUGUAAAGAGAAAUUCUACUCUGGCGUGCACGAUGGAUUGAGAGCUUGGGUCGCCGCUGCGAGUGAGGAUGAUUGGGAUACAAGAUUUGUGAGGGAGGGGCCGACGGAUGACGAGGUUGCUGAACAGGCAAUAAGAGCUAGGAGCUCGAGUCCGAAGAAGAAGAAGGGUGAUGAGGCGCCGAAGCUGGAGGAGGUGAAGACACAGUCGCCAAGACUGGAGUUGGAUCUCGGUGGUAGGAGGGACGGAGGUGAUGAUGAUGGAUGGCUUGGAUGA